Bacidia gigantensis is the source of this 1005-nucleotide messenger RNA. RefSeq lists its product as uncharacterized. The transcript has a single exon. NCBI's taxonomy places the organism in Eukaryota, Fungi, Ascomycota, Lecanoromycetes, Lecanorales, Ramalinaceae. The record is from RefSeq and is a predicted model, not a curated record. Bases 1 to 1005 code for a protein of 334 amino acids.
AUGCCCGCGGAAACAAUACCAGAGGCUUUCGUCGAGGAACUAAAGAAGAGAGAACUGGAGAGGGAUGGGGAAGAUGACGAAGGACGCCAAAGGAAGAGAGUCAGAGCCGACACAAUCACGUUACUAGAACCAGAAGAUAAGCACACCGAAGUAGAGGAAGUCACAGUCAUUCAACCGGAGAAGUCUUUAGACCUGUACAGUCAUAAACGCCUCCAGAGGGGUCUACGUUACAUUAACGCUGAAGUCAAACGUGAUAUUACACCAAGAACUAGGGAAGUACUCAAGCUUGCAAAGGACGCCUACAAAAUUGCACUUGAAAGCGAGGAAUUGGAUCUAUCAGCCUGUGCCGUUGUCCAGGCAUAUGAUAGAGUGUACUAUUCCCCAGCGUUUUAUCUCAGGUCUGAUACAUCAGAAGACAAGGAAAGAUCACAGUUAUUACUUCAAUUAAGACGAUGGGAAUUUCUGGCCAAUUACGGUGAUUAUGCAGCCGAAGAUUUGAAGAAUUUCCGUGAUCAUUUAAAGACGGCGGCGGGGAGAGACCAAACCACCGAACUAUGGAACGCAUCUAGAGCUCUUAGCUCUAAGAAAUCAUGGCAAGAAAUGGCAGAUGAAAUCGCUAGAGAUGUAGGCGGCUUGAGAGGACAAGUUUUCAUCGCUUCUGAUGCCUUGGGAUUAGACCCCAACCACAUGUUAUGGUUAAUCAGCGAGUAUGGUCAAAGGAACGAGAUGUUCCACAACAAUGCCUCAGGCUUUAUCAAAAAAUGCCACUGGACAGACUUAGCGCAGCAACUCCACCGAGAUCUGACAGAACUACCACAUACCAUGACUGACAACGCUACUAUCGAGAACUAUACGAAGGUCAUAAACAGAAUUAUGCACGAGUACUUCUUGAACGCCGACGUCACAAGAGAUCCCAAAGAAUGGUUCCCAAACAGCAAGGCAUGGAAGCUAAGCGAAGACAAGAGUAGGUUAGAGGAUAAGCAGAAGGGGAAGGAGAAGCAGUGA